AUGUCUUUGAAGAAUCGUAAUGUUGGUCGUAGGGCAUGGAACAUCCUGCGGCUUUCAUUAUUGUGGGCAAGAAAAAGUGCUGUGUUUAGGCGCAAGCUAGCGACGGAGCUGCGUCUUGUGCCAAAGUAUUUGAAGCGUCUCGGACACGCAAACACGCCUGAUAAUCAAAUUCACUACUUUGAGCGUGAACUCUCCUUCGAUGAGACACCUAUGUUCGAUGUUAAGAUGUAUCGUCCGUCAUCCAUGCGUUUUCAUAUUCCGUGUAUAAAUUCACGUGUUGAUUUUGAGUAUGAUUUUAAUGAUGAUGACAUUGUUGAAUAUGACAAUGGGAGAAAUAGUGAUAUCGUUGAUGCAGGAGAUUAUGGGGUUGAAGGGUGUCAAGAAAUGGGUUUUAGAGAACAAGUGCAAGAAGGUGGUGUACAAGGAAUAGACAAACGUGCUGAUGAGUUCAUUGCUAAAUUCCAUCAGCAAAUGAGACUUCAGCGACAGAUUUCUCUUCUACAAUACAACAAGGAAACACCCAGCAGAGACACGAAUUGA
Vicia faba (fava bean) is the source of this 540-nucleotide messenger RNA. The record is from the annotation of a GenBank genome assembly. Lineage: Eukaryota; Viridiplantae; Streptophyta; Magnoliopsida; Fabales; Fabaceae.